Messenger RNA from Corticium candelabrum, 16238 nucleotides. Its product is annotated as protocadherin Fat 3-like. The transcript has a single exon. The record is from RefSeq and is a predicted model, not a curated record. Lineage: Eukaryota; Metazoa; Porifera; Homoscleromorpha; Homosclerophorida; Plakinidae. The coding region runs from base 132 to 16061 and encodes 5309 amino acids. Gene Ontology annotation, cellular component: plasma membrane. Gene Ontology annotation, molecular function: calcium ion binding. Gene Ontology annotation, biological process: homophilic cell-cell adhesion.
AAAGUCGUUUAGAUUACGAAAAGAAAAAAGUAUAUAUCAUAACAAUUGCAGCUGUGGACAGUGGAUAUCCAUCACUGUCAACAGAAGCAAACAUUACUGUAUCUGUUGAAGAUGCUAAUGAUAUUGCUCCAAUGUUUGUUGAGCUUCCUUACCAUGCAUCAGUCCUGGAGAAUGAUUUUGGACACGUAAUCACUGUUCUGGCAAUUGAUGAGGAAGAAGGUGUAAAUGGCAAAAUUUCGUAUUCCAUCAUUGAUGGUAACUCACAAGGCUUGUUUGCAAUCAAUAGUUUUUCAGGACUGUUGAUGACCGUUGGAAGUCUUGACAGAGAAACAGCCGAGGAGCACACGUUGACAAUUGCUGCAAUUGACGGAGGCAAGCCAUCUCUCAAUGCAACAGCAACAGUUGAAAUUAGAGUAUUAGAUCAGAAUGACAAUCCGCCCAAGUUUGAUAGACAGUUGUAUAUGGGAAGUGCGAAAGAGUCGCAGCCACAAGAGCAAACCGUUGCUGUUCUGACAAUAACGGAUCAAGACAUUCAUCGUUCAUACUCAUUCAAUGUCAACUUUACAGACAGACAAUUAUUUUAUGUAGCAGCUGACCCUAAGAAUUCUAGCAUUGCUUAUUUCAUAGCUACAGCAAACUUAGAUCGUGAGGCUAAAUCUAGCUACAUGGUUCAAGUGGAACUUACCGACUCUGCUUCUCCCGACGUGUUUGUUACUACGACAGAUGUGUUUGUGAAUGUGCUUGACAUAAAUGACAAUGGCCCAAUAUUCCGAAACGAGCCAUACAGCUUCACCUUAUCGGAGAAUGUGACGGUUGGCACAAGUGUGUUUGCACUUCAUGCUACUGACCGAGAUGAUGGCACUAAUGCUAACGUCAGUUACAAGUUGACUGCUGGAAAUAUUGGUGAUGUCUUUGACGUCGAUUUCCAAUCUGGACAGGUUACUGUAGUUUCUUCUCUGGAUCGUGAAGUAAAGAACAAGUAUCGUCUGACUGUUGAGGCUUGUGAUGGCGGAGAUAUACAGAAAACUGCAGAAACAGUAGUUGAAGUGACUAUAGAAGAUGUGAAUGACAACGUGCCCGUGUUUACGUUGUCUCACUAUGAACAACAAGUUGACGAACGGGAGCAAACUGGAUUCUCGGUAUUGACUGUGUCAGCGAGUGAUGCAGAUGAAGGAAUGAAUGGCAAUGUGAGCUAUUCUUUAGAUUCUACGACAGUCUUUGCUGUCGAUUCUGAGUCUGGAAUCGUGACAGUUGAGGGUGCUCUCGAUCAUGAAACUCGACCAGUACAUAACUUCACUGUCAUAGCUAGGGAUAAGGGGACACCACCACUAUCUCAGUUUGCUUCUGUCACUGUCUUUGUUCUUGACCACAACGACAAUGCACCAAAUUUCAGUCAGUCAGUUUACACUGCGAAUGUGAGUGAAAACCUACCAAAUGGAACAUUCGUUGCUAAUCUGUUGGCAACAGACAGAGAUAGUGUUGCGACCAAAGGCCUACUGUAUUCGUUUGAACUGAGCAGUACGGGCAGUCUUGACAAGUUUAGUAUCAAUCGUACUUCUGGUGUGGUGACGACAUCGAUUACUCUUGAUCGGGAGACACAGUCUCGGCAUGAAUUAAGGGUUUCAGUGGAUGAUGGACAACUGAAAGGAUAUGCUAAUCUUGUUGUUUUCGUCUUGGAUGUCAAUGACAACGUCCCUCAGUUUCUGGAUGAACCGAUUAUUGGCCAUGUAACCGAGAACCAGGCAGCAAACCACAUUGUAAUACAGCUGCGGGCACAAGAUGAAGAUGAAGGUAGCAAUGCUCAAUUGCAAUUUUCUCUGUAUGCCUCUUACAGCAAUGCAUUCUUUAUCAACCAGAGCAGUGGAGAGGUGUUGACAACUAUGGAGUUAGAUAGAGAACUCGAGGCUGUCUAUAGGUUUGUUGCUGUGGUUAGUGAUCAAGGGACUCCACCGCUCAACGAGUCAACAGUAGUUGAGAUUAGAGUGCAGGAUGUGAAUGACCAGGCACCAGUAUUCACGAGAACAGAAUACUCAGUGAAUAUUUCUGAAGAUGUCAUGUCUGGAACUUUUGUUGUUCGUGUAGAAGCAGUGGAUGCAGACAUUGGCAGCAAUGCUGUCAUAACGUAUCGGUUUGCAACGUCUCCGCCAGACUCUUUUACUAUUGACAUUACAAAGGGAUCCAUCACUACAUUGAGACGAUUGGAUCGGGAGCAACAAGAUGUUUUCAACUUGACCAUUGAGGCUGUAGACAACGGACAACCUGCAAUGACAGGAACUGCUACAGUUGUUAUUUCAGUGAUGGAUGUUAAUGACAACGCACCACAGUUAGUUGUUUUCCCUUCUAAACUGUAUGUGAGGGAAGAUGAGCAUGUAGGAAAUAUCCUUUUAUCUGUUAAAGCAACUGAUUUAGAUGUGGGUGAAAACGGAAUUGUGUCAUUCUAUAUCGUCAGUGGCAAUGUGGACCGUGUCUUUGAACUGAAUGAAACAACAGGAGAGUUUAGGUUGGAUAGUCGUUUAGAUUACGAAAAGAAAAAAGUAUAUAUCAUAACAGUUGCAGUUGUGGACAGUGGAUAUCCAUCACUGUCAACAGAAGCAAACAUUACUGUAUCUGUUGAAGAUGCUAAUGAUAUUGCUCCAAUGUUUGUUGAGCUUCCUUACAAUGCAUCAGUCCUGGAGAAUGAUCUUGGACACGUAAUCACUGUUCUGGCAAUUGAUGAGGAAGAAGGUGUAAAUGGCAAAAUUUCGUAUUCCAUCAUUGAUGGUAACUCACAAGGCUUGUUUGCAAUCAAUAGUUUUUCAGGACUGUUGAUGACCGUUGGAAGUCUUGACAGAGAAACAGCCGAGGAGCACACGUUGACAAUUGCUGCAAUUGACGGAGGCAAGCCAUCUCUCAAUGCAACAGCAACAGUUGAAAUUAGAGUAUUAGAUCAGAAUGACAAUCCGCCCAAGUUUGAUAGACAGUUGUAUAUGGGAAGUGCGAAAGAGUCGCAGCCACAAGAGCAAACUGUUGCUGUUCUGACAAUAACGGAUCAAGACAUUCAUCGUUCAUACUCAUUCAAUGUCAACUUUACAGACAGACAAUUAUUUUAUGUAGCAGCUGACCCUAAGAAUUCUAGCAUUGCUUAUUUCAUAGCUACAGCAAACUUAGAUCGUGAGGCUAAAUCUAGCUACAUGGUUCAAGUGGAACUUACCGACUCUGCUUCUCCCGACGUGUUUGUUACUACGACAGAUGUGUUUGUGAAUGUGCUUGACAUAAAUGACAAUGGCCCAAUAUUCCGAAACGAGCCAUACAGCUUCACCUUAUCGGAGAAUGUGACGGUUGGCACAAGUGUGUUUGCACUUCAUGCUACUGACCGAGAUGAUGGCACUAAUGCUAACGUCAGUUACAAGUUGACUGCUGGAAAUAUUGGUGAUGUCUUUGACGUCGAUUUCCAAUCUGGACAGGUUACUGUAGUUUCUUCUCUGGAUCGUGAAGUAAAGAACAAGUAUCGUCUGACUGUUGAGGCUUGUGAUGGCGGAGAUAUACAGAAAACUGCAGAAACAGUAGUUGAAGUGACUAUAGAAGAUGUGAAUGACAACGUGCCCGUGUUUACGUUGUCUCACUAUGAACAACAAGUUGACGAACGGGAGCAAACUGGAUUCUCGGUAUUGACUGUGUCAGCGAGUGAUGCAGAUGAAGGAAUGAAUGGCAAUGUGAGCUAUUCUUUAGAUUCUACGACAGUCUUUGCUGUCGAUUCUGAGUCUGGAAUCGUGACAGUUGAGGGUGCUCUCGAUCAUGAAACUCGACCAGUACAUAACUUCACUGUCAUAGCUAGGGAUAAGGGGACACCACCACUAUCUCAGUUUGCUUCUGUCACUGUCUUUGUUCUUGACCACAACGACAAUGCACCAAAUUUCAGUCAGUCAGUUUACACUGCGAAUGUGAGUGAAAACCUACCAAAUGGAACAUUCGUUGCUAAUCUGUUGGCAACAGACAGAGAUAGUGUUGCGACCAAAGGCCUACUGUAUUCGUUUGAACUGAGCAGUACGGGCAGUCUUGACAAGUUUAGUAUCAAUCGUACUUCUGGUGUGGUGACGACAUCGAUUACUCUUGAUCGGGAGACACAGUCUCGGCAUGAAUUAAGGGUUUCAGUGGAUGAUGGACAACUGAAAGGAUAUGCUAAUCUUGUUGUUUUCGUCUUGGAUGUCAAUGACAACGUCCCUCAGUUUCUGGAUGAACCGAUUAUUGGCCAUGUAACCGAGAACCAGGCAGCAAACCACAUUGUAAUACAGCUGCGGGCACAAGAUGAAGAUGAAGGUAGCAAUGCUCAAUUGCAAUUUUCUCUGUAUGCCUCUUACAGCAAUGCAUUCUUUAUCAACCAGAGCAGUGGAGAGGUGUUGACAACUAUGGAGUUAGAUAGAGAACUCGAGGCUGUCUAUAGGUUUGUUGCUGUGGUUAGUGAUCAAGGGACUCCACCGCUCAACGAGUCAACAGUAGUUGAGAUUAGAGUGCAGGAUGUGAAUGACCAGGCACCAGUAUUCACGAGAACAGAAUACUCAGUGAAUAUUUCUGAAGAUGUCAUGUCUGGAACUUUUGUUGUUCGUGUAGAAGCAGUGGAUGCAGACAUUGGCAGCAAUGCUGUCAUAACGUAUCGGUUUGCAACGUCUCCGCCAGACUCUUUUACUAUUGACAUUACAAAGGGAUCCAUCACUACAUUGAGACGAUUGGAUCGGGAGCAACAAGAUGUUUUCAACUUGACCAUUGAGGCUGUAGACAACGGACAACCUGCAAUGACAGGAACUGCUACAGUUGUUAUUUCAGUGAUGGAUGUUAAUGACAACGCACCACAGUUAGUUGUUUUCCCUUCUAAACUGUAUGUGAGGGAAGAUGAGCAUGUAGGAAGUAUUCUUUUAUCUGUUAAAGCAACUGACUUGGAUGUGGGUCUGAAUGGUGAUGUCGAGAUUAGUCUGGUUGGUGGAAAUGUUGGCUCCAAUUUUAAUGUUACUCCAAGUGGCCUUUUCUCAGUUGCUAGGAGUCUAGACAGAGAGUUGAUACACAUGUAUAACCUCACCUUUCAGGCACAAGAUCGUGGCUCACCACUCAGAUCAACUACUACCAAUCUACUUAUUGAAGUUGUAGAUGUGGAUGACAAUGAUCCUGUGUUUAAGCCUGAUGUAUACUCGGUUUUUCUGAGAGAGGAUUCUUUGACGGGUUCUUCUGUAGUUCAAGUGACUGCAGAAGAUGCAGAUCAGGGAUCUAAUGCCGUAGUUGAUUACUCUUUACUUAGUCAUGCUGACGUCUUUGUUGUCAACAGAACAUCUGGAUUAAUUUCCACCAACUCAACUCUUGAUCGGGAAACCACACCAGAAUAUAACAUAUCUGUUGCUGCAAAUGGAUUGCUGACUUCUGUAGCAGUUGUGAUAGUAACUGUUGAAGAUGUAAACGAUCAAGCACCUCUUUUUGACCAACAGUCAUAUAUAGUGAAUGUUAGUGAGGCUACACCAGUUCGCACUGCUUUAUUGACUGUUGCAGCAGUUGAUGCUGAUGCAGGACUUAACAGUUAUGUGACAUAUGCUAUUAUUGAAGGCAAUGAAGAACGGAGAUAUGAUAUAGAUCGCAUUUCAGGUGUUUUGUCUAUUGCAGUGAGCCUGGAUUAUGAGGCAACUAAAAGUUACAUGUUGACUAUUCGAGCGUCAGAUGGUGGGAUUCCAUCUCAUCAUGAUUUUGUUACAGUAGCUGUGACUGUCAGAGAUGCUAAUGAUAACGAACCAAAGUUCAGUCAAUCUAUUUACAGGGUUACUGUUCCUGAAGAUUCAGUGGUUGGUUAUACAUUAGCUAAACUGUUUGCAAAUGAUGAUGAUUCAGGAGAAAAUGGACAAGUUUCAUAUCGACUUGAUUCCAACAGCAGUCUUUUUGCUGUUGAUCCAUCAACUGGUUUCUUUUAUUUGACUGCCAGUUUAGACUAUGAAAAGAAGACUGAGUAUGCAGUGACUGUCAUUGGAUAUGAUCAUGGAGAUCCUGCUCUCACUAAAAAAGUGAACGUCUCAGUAAUUGUGUCUGAUGUAAAUGACAACCGACCCUUUAUAUCUGUUCCCUCAAACACGUCUAUAGUAUAUCCAGAGCAGGGAACUGCCAUUGAUGUUGCUGAAAAAUUGAACGUGACAGACUUGGACACACACAGUCUCUACUUUAUUUACAAUGCCACAGUGGGGUUGCUAAAGUUGAAUGAGACUUUAGCUCCAGGGUUUGGUUUGCCUUGUGCAUUUAUUGAAGAUUCGUACAAGGUUUUAGUGAACUGCAAUAUUCACAAUCGAGCUAUUGAUUUGGUUUCAGGGUCAACAAGACACGGUGAUGUUUCAGUUGACAAUCGAGGAUUAGCGACUCUAAAUGGAGGGUACAUUCAAGUUCCCAAUGAGUAUGUUUAUCAUUUGUUGACCAGUGGGCAGCUUUCUGUUUUCUUGUGGAUAUCUAGUGAAACACAUAGGGAAGGGACUUUGUUCUCUAAAAUACACUUGGCUACUGGUUUAGUCUACUAUCGUCUUACAUACACCAGGAGUGAGCUUGUAUUCAAGUAUCUUCCUUCAGGAGCAUCAAACAGCAGUGAUGCCAUUAGACUGUCUUGUCCUCAUAUGCUAAUUUCAUCGUUGUCAUUGUGGCACUAUGUUGGUGUUGUUAUCAGUUAUCCUAUGCUGACAUUUUAUGCUGGCAACUCAUCCUGUGUAAGAUCUUUGACACACCCUUUCUCUGACAAUAUCCAGGGGACUGUGUUUGUCGGCACUGAGCAACCUGGAGUGAAUCCAUUGAUUGCCAAAAUGUGGGGACUUUUCGUAACAGAUUAUGUCCUUACAAUUGAUAAAGUGGUCUGCUUGACGACUUGCACUGCUCCUAGAUUAACUGGCCGUUUGGUACUGAAACGACCAUUACCGUUUUCUGGUUCAAUAAGAGUAACACACUUGGAUAAUAAACGCAGUCUGCUAUUUGAGGGCAAAGCAACUGUAAGUGAGUAUGAAGAAGCAUUGCGUCUUGUUCAAUAUCACAGCCAGGAUGAAGAGCCUCACUCUGGUCCUCGUCAAAUAUUAUUUGUAGUAAAUGAUGGUAAUUUUUCUAGUCCUGCUACUAUAGCAAAUGUGUCAAUUGUAACAUACAGUGACAGUCCACCUGAGCUUGCUGUUCUAGAGGAUGAUCCUGUACUAACAGAAGGUCAGCUGUCAAACAUAGGUCAUGUAAUUUGCAUUACUGAUGCUGAUGCCAACAUUCCUAAUAUUAUCACAGCAGCAACGGCAUCUUUGUCUGGUUAUCAUGCAUUAAGUAGUAGCAGUCUUGGUUGUGGAUUUGAAUUUAAGAGAUCGAGAAACUUGGCAAGUUGUGGAGGAGGAAAUGCAAUUGAUGUCUUUCCUUUUUCAGUAGUUUAUGGCAAUGCUCAACUGAGUGACAGUGUGCUUGAUUUAAGCAGUGCUGGAUAUGCAGAAUACAACGCAAGUGGUUUGACUAUCAACGGACAGUCUGCGACGUUCUCAGUAUUUGUCAAACUCCAAAAUGCAAAUGGAUUUGUUUUUAGCAAGUAUUCCACAGAUGGUCUUGUUCGGUAUUCAUUACACUUUACGAACAAUGGACAGUGGAUUGUGUUCGGAUAUCACAGCAGCUCUGUUGGUAUGAUUACAGUCUACUGGUUCCUUCAGUCUGCUGUCAAUGAUGGUGAAUGGCAUCAUGUGGCAGUUGUCAUGAACUUCCCAGACAUAGCAUUGUUUAUAGAUGGUGUUGCACACGAGGUUCAGUAUGUUAAUGAUACAAUCUUUGGCAAUUAUAGUAUUCCUCUGAAACAUCGGCUCAUUGAUGGAGUUGGAAAACUGACAAUAGGCGCUCAGUCUAAAGGUGUAAUGCAAUUACACGGACAAUUUACAAGAUUUGAAGUGUGGACUGAUGCAGCUGAUCGAGGAUUUAUUGAUUGUAUAAUUGGAUGUGGCGAGUAUCUCACAUUGCUGUCAAUGCACCCCUUAGUCAGAGCUACAUUUGCCAAUGGCUUUAGAAUGGUUACGCUGAAUGGGACAGCAACAGUACAAGUUUAUGCAACUCUGUUGUCCAGUAUAGCCUAUGGUGACCGCGUGGAAGAACCAGCUCAAAUUGAUCGACACUUGAGCGUGCAGGUAUUUAAUAAAGACGAAGCUAGCAACAGUCUGAUGGUUGAUAUAUCAGUACAACUGAUUAAUGAUCAAACCCCAGAGUUGGAUUUGAAUACUAAUUCUCGUGGAAAUAACUAUACAACAUCUUUUGAGGAAGGAGGGCAUUCAGUGAGAUUAGUUGGCUCUAAUUUCAAUCUUACUGAUUCAGACUCAGGCACUUACAACAUCUCAUCUGUUGUUGUCAACAUUACCAAUGCAUUGGAUGGUUCUGAUGAGGUAGUGACAGCUGUGACUGAGGGAACGGAUAUAGUGAUAUUCAGAAUGAAUAACACACUUGUUUUGGCUGGACCUGCAUCUUUAGAAGAUUUCAGAAAACUUUUAGCGACAACUGCAUACCUUAAUACUGCACCUGAGCCAUCUGCUGUCCAAAGAGUGAUCUCGUUUGUGGUUAUCGAUACCAACACAACUUUGCGGAGUUCUUCUGUAUUUGCAAUUGUCAACAUUGUGCUAGUCAAUGAUGCUCCAAAGCUGCUCUUUGUUGGUGACCCUCACAGUUUGGUGACACUUGUCAGGUACAACGAAAGUGACGGGAAAGUCCAUCUAAUUUCAAGAGGUGUGGACAUAUUGGAUCUGGAUAACUCAACUAUGGAUUCUGCCCAUGUGUCACUGCAGUUAGUUCCUGAUGGAAAGCAUGAAACUCUUGGCAUUUUUGGAUCUCUUCCUUCUGGCAUACAAAUUUCAUUUAUGAACGGCACACUUGUUAUGACUGGAAAGGCAAAUGUUUCAGUGUAUGAAGCUCUUUUUCAGUCAUUAUAUUAUGAAAAUUCAGAUGACAAUCCAACAGAGAUUACUCGUCGGAUUACUAUUGUUGUGAGUGAUGGACUAUUAUUAAGUGAGGCCAGGUAUGUUACAGUGAGCUUUUCUGCUUUAAACGAUCCUCCUGAGCUUGAUAUCAAUGGUAUGGGAACUGAUGGCUUCAAUUUCAGUGCUGUGUUUACAGAAGGAGAUGAUGGCAUUGCAAUAACAGCAUCCAAGUCAGUCUUACUGGAUGUUGACAGCAGGAUAUUGUCAUGUUUACAUGCUCAAAUACUAAAUUUAAGUGACAUGACUAGUGAGUGGUUGUAUGUGGCAGGUAGCCAAUCAAAUAUUGUUUGUGAUUAUAACUACACUCAUGGCAUCCUUCAGUGUGUUGGAAAUGCAACUUCUUAUGAGUAUCAAGGAUUACUACAAAGUCUGCAAUACAACAACAGUGCUGAAGAACCAUCUGCAGUCAGGCGAAUAAUUGAAAUUCAAGCCAAGGAUUUGGAAGGAGGUGUGAGUAGUUCAGUUUAUGCAACAGUUGAUAUUACAUUUAUAAACGAUCCACCAGCACUAAAUGUCAACUUGACAAGAGUUCCAGUCUUCACAGAGGGUGAGUCCAGUAUUCAACUAUUGAAAGAUGAGGCUGUGAGUAUCACAGAUAAUGAUAACUCCACAUUUGCAUUUAUUGAAGUAAUCAUACAAGAACCUCUGAACAAGCAAUCAGAAUUCUUGAAUGUUUCUGUUGAUGGUGCACUGUCAACUAGAUCUGAUGUAGGAGACAUGUCACGAUUCUACUUUUCAUUUGCAAAUGGCCCUUUACCUGCUUCUGCCUUUAUUGAACUGUUGCAUAGUCUAGUUUACAGCAAUGUAGCACCAGAGCCACUAGGAGAGAAAAGAUUGUUAGAAAUGAGAAUCAGUGAUGGAAAAGACUUGAGUCAGCCCAUUGUGAUGCAGUUACUAAUCAACGAAACAAAUGGCUUUAUACCUAUGUUACUCAACUUUAGUGGAACUGCUAGUGUAAUUGAAAAUGUCAGUGUAGGCCACGUAAUUGAUCAAGUGCAGGCUUUAGAUGGUGAUGGCUCUGACGUCGUGUUCUUCUUGCUCCCUGACGAUGUUUUCGUAAUAGACAGGUUAACUGGUGUGAUUACUUUAAACCAGUCUCUUGAUCGGGAAUCCGUGUCCAACUAUACAUUGACUGUGAUUGCUACUGACACGGGACUUCCUGCUCGAUCGGUUUCCCAUCCAUUAGUUGUCAAGAUAACAGAUGUCAAUGACAAUGAACCAGUCUUUCUACCAAGAAGUGGGAAGGUCUUAGUCAGGGAAAAUGAAGCGAUUGGUUACGUGGUUAGUGUCAUUGAUGCUUAUGAUUCUGAUUCUGGAGACAAUGGACGAGUAGCAUACUUCAUUGAGUCAGGUGACAUUGGUGGAGUGUUUGCUGUUAAUCAAACUUCUGGAGAAUUGACUGUUACUGGUGGGCUAGACAGAGAGUUGAUUUCAGAAUACUUUCUGACUGUACUGGCUCGUGAUCAUGGGCUUCCUGUGCAAGCUGCUAGGACUACCGUUCAAAUUGAUGUACUUGAUGCUAACGACAAUUCACCAAAAUUUAGUCAACAUCUCUAUUCAAUGUCUGUAGAUGAAAAUAAGCCUAUUGGAAGUGAGGUUGGAAGAGUAUCAGCUAUUGAUGCUGAUGCAGGAAGGAAUAGCAACAUUACGUUUUCUAUUGUAUUUGGGUUCAAUAAUACAUUUCCUGAAUUUGUUAUUGAGCCAUUGACAGGAGUACUCACCACUGCAGUGGUGCUGGACAGAGAGAUGUGUGACUUUUACUCUCUGGUGGUUGUCGCUACUGAUAUGGGUUUACAGCCACUAUUUGGGACUGCUAUUGUGAAUGUCACUGUUAAUGAUGUCAAUGAUAACUCGCCAGAAUUUACAAAUUCUGUUUAUUUGGCUAAUGUAAGUGAAGGUGCCGUUCAAGGAACAGCACUACGGUCUGUGACAGCAAGAGAUCUGGAUUUAGGUGCGAGUGGUCUUAUUGUUUAUUCUAUCAAGAAUGGCAGUGGAACUGGUCUGUUUGACAUAGGAAGAACUAAUGCAACGAUAUAUUUACUUGGCAAACUAGACAGAGAGCUGGUUGACAGUUAUACUCUAAUUGUAACAGCAAUUGACCACGGGUCUCCAUUUCUUACAUCUCAGACUGAUGCUCUCGUUGUCAUUUCAGUUCUGGAUGAAAAUGAUAAUCGACCAAUGUUUACAUUGCUUAAGUACACUGCGACAGUAGAGGAGAACUCACCUGUUGGUACGUCUCUAGUCCAAGUCUCAGCUAGUGACUCUGAUUCUGGCUCUAAUGCACUUCUGUUUUACUCAACAUCAGACAUGGAUGUAAAUAGUUAUCUGAUUUUCAUCAACCAGGCGUCUGGCCUUGUUACUGUGAAUGGCCCAUUUGACUUUGAAACAGAUCCACUUAUUUCUUUGUCUGUGGUGGUAAAGGAUGGUGGCAAUCCACCACAGUUUAGUACGGCAACAAUUGACAUUACUGUUCUUGAUGCAAAUGAUAACGUUCCACGGUUUAGUAGGCAAAACUACAUGGCUUUGAUACAGGAAAAUGCCACUGUUGGGUACACAGUGCUACAGGUAAAUGCAACAGACAGAGAUGGUGGGGCUGCUGGAGAGAUCACUUUUUCGAUUAUCACCCAGAUUCCAAGUGGUCAUUUCUCUGUGGAUCCCGUGUCAGGUGCUAUAAUAUUGACAAAGUCACUCAACUUUGAGUCAGAGCAAAUUCACAUUGUGCGUGUCAGGGCAGAAGACAAAUGGAAACCUCCAAAUUAUAGUGUUACUCAAGUCACUAUAAGAGUCAUUAAUGUCAAUGAUGUUUCUCCACACUUUGCUCAACAAGCUUAUUUUGCUACUGUGAAUGAGGAAUUACAAUCUGGCACUUUAGUAACUCAGGUAUCUGCCAGUGAUCCUGACAAUUUGAAUGCUAACAUUACCUUCUCAAUUGAUGAAAGUGCUGCUAGUAAUAAUUUCAGCAUAAAUGCUAUUACUGGUGUUGUUUCUACAGCUACGGUACUGGAUAGAGAGGUAGUGAAACAGUUGCAGAUUGUGGUAAGAGCCACUGAAAAUGGUGACCAUCUUAUGUAUUCUACUGUUCUGGUCACAGUUAGAAUUGAAGACAUCAAUGACCAUUCUCCGGUGUUCGCUAAAUUGUUUUACAAUGCCAGUGUGGCAGAAGAUACACGACCUGGGUCGACAGUCUUUACUGUUUUGGCUGAAGAUGCUGAUGUUGGUGUCAAUAGCAAGAUCAUGUAUCAUAUAGUCGGAGGGAGUGGAGUAGGCCAGUUUGAUGUUGACUCUACUAGUGGUGCUGUGUCAUUGAACAAAUUUUUGGAUCGGGAAGUAGUUUCUAACUAUAGUCUGAUACUUCAGGCAACAGAUGGAGGCAACCCUAUGCUGACUGCUGAAGUGACUGCUGUAAUCAUGGUGACUGAUGUCAAUGACAAUAGUCCUAGUUUUUCUCAAUCAGAAUAUCAUGUACGGGUGAGUGAGUCUGCAUCCCUCAACACAACUAUAGGGCAGGUACUGGCUGUUGAUCGUGACUUGGGUUCCAAUGGAAAGAUUGUUUAUUCUCUUGCGGCUGUGGAUCUACUCAGAAUUGACAGUUUCUCAGGUAGUAUGCACCUGAAUGGUAAGCUAGACUAUGAAAACAAGACAACACACAGAAUAGAAGUGUUUGCUCAUGAUUUUGGAAAGCCUCAACAAUCAUCACACACAUUAGUUGUUAUCAACGUCAUUGAUUCCAAUGACAAUAGCCCAAUGUUUACAGCAGAUUCGAGUACGUAUACUAGAUAUGUUAUGGAAUUAGAUAGAGUGGGAGUCUCAAUCCUCCAAGUGUUUGCAGUGGAUAAAGAUGCCGGUACAAACAGUCAAAUUACCUAUCAUUUACAAAAUUCUUCUCUGCCUAUUCUAUUUACUGUUAACUCAGUUACUGGAGUUGUUACCAACACGGCACCUUUGGACCGAGAAACCAUGGAUGUGUUUGCAUUUGAGAUUAACGCUGUUGACGGUGGCAGUCCAGCUCAGACUGCUGUAGCUAUGGUGUCUGUUAAUAUUCUGGAUAUCAAUGACAACCAUCCUGUAUUUGAUCGUGUUAACUACACCUUUUUUGUGCAUGAAGGUGAGAUUGUGGGAAGUCCUAUUGGUCAAGUUGUUGCUAGUGAUGUUGAUUUGGGAGAAAACGGGACAGUGGUGUACAGUCUGGCAGAUGGUACAUUUAACGUGACUGCUAUCAAUGGUCUCAUUGUGCUUGCAAGGUCUUUGGAUCAUGACAAUGGCUCAACAUCACAUGAAUUUUUAGUAGAAGCCAGGGAUUUAGGUUCUGUGUCACUGUCAGGAUCUGCCGUUGUUCGAGUGGUUAUUGGUGACAUAAAUGACAAUGCGCCAGUCAUUGACCUUGAUACUACUAAUUCAUCAUCCAACAACUACCAGACAUCAUUUGUGGAGCAGACGAGUGGGUCUGUGCCUGUAGUGUCAAAGAAUGUGAUGAUUUUUGAUGCAGAUGUGUUGGCUACUGUUAAUUUUUCGUCUGUCAGUGUGACACUCGUGAAUCCCGUUGGCCCUGAGGAUGUUCUGUUUUCUGAAAUGAGCUCAGUUUUUGAUGUUCGUGUUACUAUUGGUCCAAGCCAGCAUUCUGCAUUUCUACGUGGUCCAGCUUCUUCGACAGCUUUUGUGAUGGCUUUGCAGUACUUACGCUACAAUAACACAAAUUAUAGAAAUCCUCAACAAUUUCCUGAGAGAGUAAUAAGAUUUGAAGUCAGUGAUGGUGGGAUGGUGUCUCAACCAGUCAAUACAACUGUGAGGAUUGUCACUGUCACUGAUCCUCCAUAUCUGUUUACAGGCAUCAGACAACACAAUUCAUCUGUUGAAGUGAAGAUUGGCACCCGUAGUGCUCAUAUUGCAAUGUAUGUAACUGUUAUCGACCCUGACAGUAGUAGACUAGUGUCUGCUGUGAUAACGUUACAAGGGAACGAGAUAAAUGAAACAGUUGUGUGUGAUACAACAGGAACUAACAUUACAGCUGUAAUUCAUCCAGCACAAGUUGUUCUCACUGGUGUAGACUCCAUCAGAAACUAUACGGUUGUGUUGAGGUCAGUUCAGUUUCUACAUUACAAUUUGAGCACUACAGAGGGACAGCGACUCAUUUCUUUUGUGGUCAGAGACGAUUCAGGUGAGUGGAGUGAACCAUCAUUUGUAAUCAUUGCGCUUGUCAAGACUGCCCUGGUUGAUUUAAAUGGGAUUGCUAGUGGUCUUGACUAUUCAAUUUUGUAUAAAGAGAUGGAUGGUAAACGUGCCAUUACUAGCCAACAGGUUCGUGUCAUAACGCAGUCAGGAAUGGUUGAUGCUGUAAACAUUACACUCGAGGCAACACCAGAUGGAGCAGCAGAAGUCCUCACUGUUGAAAGUUAUGUUUUGUUUGGUACCAAACUGGUGCAACUGCCAUAUUCAUCUGCUAGUCGUCAGCUAGUUCUACUAGGACCUGAUAAAGCAGAGAACUUUGAGAAAGCCUUACUGACACUUCGGUACAAGAACACUGAAAUGAAGAGCAUUAUUAACAAUCAGCCUUCACUAGAGACAAGGAAGGUAAGCUUUAUAGUGACAGAGGGGAAUGGAGAAAGUCCAUCAUCUACGACAUUGAUUGAAUUUUCUCGAGACUGUGACUUACAAAAUGCAAAACACACAUCUGCAUCUCUCUAUGACGUCAGCUCUACUUCUCGUCUGCAAGCCUUGUCACCAUGUCACUCAAUAAUUGGAUCAGGAGUGUCUGUACAGUGUCAGUCGUCAUGCAAUAUUACAUCACUUUUGCCAUUGAUGUUUCUUCAGUCUGUGAAAACAUUGGAAUUAAAAUCAUUGUCAGUUACAUCAUUUGCAGGUCUUGGAAACCUCAUAAAUCUAGAAUCACUAUUGGUUGAAGGCAACACCCACCUGACAACUUUUGAUGGAUUUAGCCAACGUCUAAUGUCAUUGUCAAAAGACCUAGUGAUAAAAUCGAAUCCUCAUUUAGUCAGCAUCAGUGGAUUAUCGUCACUUCAUACGAUAUCAGGAAAGGUAGAAGUGCGUAGCAACGCAGCUCUAAAAAAUUUGAGGGGACUUGAGUCUUUGCAGACUAUUGGUCAAGAUCUCAUCAUAUCUCUAUCAAGUGUUGAAAGUCUAGAUGGAUUACAGAAUCUCACGACAAUUGGUCGCCUUUUAUCUAUCUCUGACAAUAGCCGGUUGCUUAAUGUCAAUGCUUUGAGCGGGCUAAUGUCGAUUGGAAGUGACAUGUAUGUCUUUUUUAAUGGCCAGCUGUUGAACUUGGAUGGUCUGCACAAUGUUGUGUCUGUAGGGAGAACUGUUUUCAUUACUGGUAAUUCACAGCUUUGCUAUAUGAAUGGUCAACUACUAAAAUCAUCACGUUGGAUUGGUAUUGCGGAAAAAGUAGUUGUACAGCUUAGUCCAACGUGCCUGUCAAAAUGUUCAGAUUCACCUUGUAAGAAUAAUGGCAACUGUUCUGAUUUGGUUGGAGGUGGAUUCUCUUGUUCUUGUCAAGAGGGAUAUAGUGGUUUGUCUUGCUCCAGCAGCGAUACCUCUGGAGUGUCGUUUGCUCUAGAUAACAAACAACACAAUCAUGACAACACUAUGGUAACUAUAGUUGUUCGUGAAAACAUGGAGAAUCUUGGUGAAACAGUUGGACUUGUGGUUGGUAAUAUUAUGGAGAAAUUCCUCAAAAGUCAUGACGUUGUUGUAGUUGUGGCCAAUGUUUAUUCUAGUGAAGAUGAAAGUCAAGUUGUUCUGGCAGUUUUGCAAGGGAGCAACAUUGUACCAGCAAAUCAAGUAAUUGAAGCACUGGAUUCAAAUGGAUAUGACAAGCUGUCACAUGACAUUGGGCUAUCCGUGGAGGCUUAUUUUGCAACAGGUGGCAAUUUAGAUGGUGCGACAGAGCCCAAGGACUUCCUGGAGUCAAAUGUGAAAGAAAUAAUGAAUUACAAAGUGGCUUUGGGUGUCGCUGUAGCAACACUCAUUCUUAUUGCAGCUGCAGUGGUUAUAGCUGUUUGCUUAGUUCAGAGGCGGAACAGAAAUUAUAACUACAGGAAGCAUCUAGUGCAGGAUUCAGGAGGAAGCCAAUCAGGCUGAUCAUGACAAUCAGACAAGUGACAUAACAUGCUAAAGUGCAUUCUUGUCACAUGAGAAGAUUGCAUGGUGACUGAGUAUUAUUAAUACAGUCAGUAAAGUAUAUUUUUACUACACUUUUUGUAAGAAUGAUUUGUACGUUUUUCUAUGGCUCAUAAAAUACAUAAUCUAUAACAAUCA